Molecule: messenger RNA, 528 nt
Organism: Komagataella phaffii GS115
Lineage: Eukaryota; Fungi; Ascomycota; Pichiomycetes; Pichiales; Pichiaceae
Product: Subunit of the ARP2/3 complex
Exons: 2
Coding region: 1-528 (175 amino acids)
Biological process (GO): Arp2/3 complex-mediated actin nucleation; regulation of actin filament polymerization
Cellular component (GO): cytoskeleton; Arp2/3 protein complex
Molecular function (GO): actin filament binding
Source: RefSeq, a predicted model, not a curated record
AUGCCAGCUUAUCAUUCCACGUUUCUUAACGAAAGCAGCGACUUUAGAGUUGUUGGUAACACAAGCAUUCUCCCUAUCAAAACCAAGUUUAGAGGCCCAGCUUAUCCUUCCAACUCUGAUUACGACAUUAUUGACGAAUGUCUAGAUUUGUUUAGGGCCAACUCAUUUUUCAAAAAUUUUGAGAUCAAAGGACCUGCUGAUAGGUUAUUGAUUUACGGAAUUUUGUUCAUUUCUAGCUGUUUGCAGCAAUUGAAGUCGAAUACUACCAAGAAUGAGGCCGUUAGAAUUCUAAGCAAUCUCUCGUUGGAUGACUUUUCGAUCCCAGGAGACGUCGGAUUUCCUUUGAAUUCUCUUUAUCAGCCACCAAGAGAUAAGACCGAAGCUGACCUUCUCCGAGGCUAUGUCCAGCAAUUCAGGCAAGAACUGGCCACUCGAUUGAUUGAGAGAUUGUACAGUGAAAGUGAUUCCAAGCCAUCCAAAUAUUGGCUUGCUUUCACUAGAAGGAGAUUUAUGAAUAAGAGUUUGUAG